CUGUUGUUAGAUUCGUAGAGUUCGUUUACAGUAAGAUACAAUGAUGAUACACAAAUAUUAAAAUUGUACUUAUGCAGAUGAACCACAAACAAUAGCAUUAUCGUUAAAACCGAAAUUAAAAUCUCUUCUAGACAACCAUACUUUGAUAAAGAGUGCCGGAAUGUUUUUUAAUAUUGUUUUUGUGUCAGUGAUUAUCACGGUGUGUUUCGCUCUAAACCCAAUUAAGUAUAUUGGCCAAUCCAGAGUGGAGGCAUUCUACCCCAGAGGACUUGCGAUUACUGUGCCAGAUAAUGACUUCGACAUAGUCUUCGUCGAAGGCAGUCUGAACCAGCCUAUCAACCACCUGACCAUCGGCACCCUGAGGUUCUGCAGCAGUCGCCCGCCGAGCAACGACAGCGUCAGUCGCGUCUGGGUCUUCACCGACAACUCAGCCAGGGUUAAAAUUGGCGACGAGGUCAACUACUGGAUCUCCUUCAAGAAGGGAGAGAUUGAACGGAAGACGAUGCUUGAGAAAGUGAUUGUUGACCUACGAAAUCAAGAUGGAACAAGACGUUAUAGCAACCCUAGCACUGUCGAAGCUAGAGAAAAUGAGGUCGAUCCAUACUGCGACCACACAGAGACAGAAAUACAAGGAGAAAUAGUUAAAGAACACAUUUGCAAAGAUGAUUUGAUAUUUAGUGAAGAAUUUGAAGGUCCGUUGAGCAGUUCAAACAGAUGGGUAGUGGAAGAAAUGUUUCCAGAAGGACCAGAUUUUCCGUUUAAUGUCUACCGAGGUGAAGAAAUGGUAACUAUUGAAAACGGAACUCUGAUCAUAAAACCGAAGUUAUUGGACGAAAAUAUAAUUACUGGAGAAUUGGACCUUUCCGAUGUUUUCUCAACAACCCUCACCAGCUGCACCGGUCGACUGGACACGACGGAGUGUCAGCGCGUCGCGUUCGCAGCCAACAUCCUGCCCCCCGUGGCGUCAGGCAAGGUGUCGUCUAGACGCCGCUUCAACUUCAAGUAUGGAAAGGUUGAAGUGCGAGCGAAGCUGCCUGUUGGGGACUGGCUGGUACCUGAAAUCAACCUGGAGCCUCGUCACAACGUAUACGGUGACGGUAACUACGCAUCCGGCAUCAUCCGGAUAGCCUUUGUGCGAGGGAACCCAGGGAUGGGCAGAAGCCUCUACGGAGGACCCAUCCUGUCCAGCAAGGAACCCAUCAGGUCCAAGUUCUUGAAGGAAAAGGUUGGCGGCGAAGAGUGGAACAAGGAGUUUCAUAACUACAGCAUGAUUUGGAAAAGAGAUGGCAUAACGCUAGCAGUGGACGGGGUGACCUACGGCGUCGUCCCAGCCGGCAGUUUCCUGCAGCUCGAGGGAGAGGUGUCUCACGCUAGGAGAUGGGCGUCGGGCAGCGCCAUGGCUCCUUUAGACCAGAUGUUCCACCUAACCCUGGGCAUACGCGCGGGCGGGGCGGGCGACUUCCCUGACUCUGGACCGAAGCCCUACCGCGACGGGGACAGCAAGGCGGCGCUCCAGUACUGGGCGGCGCGGGACCGGUGGCUCCCCUCCUGGGGAGAUGCGAGGCUGAUGGUGGACUAUUUCCACCUAACCCUGGGCAUACGCGCGGGCGGGUCUGGCGACUUCCCUGACUCUGGACCGAAGCCCUACCGCGACGGGGACAGCAAGGCGGCGCUCCAGUACUGGGCGGCGCGGGACCGGUGGCUCCCCUCUUGGGGAGAUGCGAGGCUGAUGGUGGAUUAUUCCCACCUAACCCUGGGCAUACGCGCGGGCGGGGCCGGCGACUUCCCUGACUCUGGACCGAAGCCCUACCGCGACGGGGACAGCAAGGCGGCGCUCCAGUACUGGGCGGCGCGGGACCGGUGGCUCCCCUCCUGGGGAGAUGCGAGGCUGAUGGUGGAUUAUGUGCGGGUUUACGCUGUGUGAUAGAGUGAAAGUCUAUGUCAAAUGCUUCGUAUAAUAAAUAAC
Plutella xylostella (diamondback moth) is the source of this 1966-nucleotide messenger RNA. The record is from RefSeq and is a predicted model, not a curated record. Lineage: Eukaryota; Metazoa; Arthropoda; Insecta; Lepidoptera; Plutellidae.